Racocetra fulgida is the source of this 839-nucleotide messenger RNA. Lineage: Eukaryota; Fungi; Glomeromycota; Glomeromycetes; Diversisporales; Gigasporaceae. The record is from the annotation of a GenBank genome assembly.
AAGGAACGCAAUCUGAAAAAGUGGAACAAACUCAUAAUGAAGCAGGGAAGUUUGAAGAUGAAACCGAUGAUGUGUCAAAACCAGUAGCGUUAUCCGAACAGAAGGUCGAUGAUGAUUCAAAGACGCAGGAUGAGGAAGUAAACGAACAAAAAAAUCCUUCCGUGCAUGCCAAUUCUUUCAACAAAGUUAUUGCUGUAACCAAACGUCGAAAUGGAAAAGAUAUACUUGAUGUUGACGAGAAGCCAUGGAUGCAAGUGGUUGAGUUGUCUAACGUCGAACGAGAACAACUUGGAAAAAUGUAUAAGGAUUCGAUACUUAUUAUUAUGCUAAUGUAUACUCCUAGAAAUAAGCAAUCUAAAUCUCAUCAUAGCAGAGCUGUAGAUAAACGUUCUAAUGAAGAGGUGCUCAUCACGGAUCUUAAGCGAUUUUUUGUUCAAUCUUCAGAACAAAAUAAACCUAUUUCGGAAGAGAUCAAGGAAAUUACUCUUAUCGAAACGAGGAAAGAUUUAUCGAAGUCACAAUUAUUUAAUAUAUUACUUCCAAGCAUGUAUGAUGAUGCAUCAUGGGAAGUUGUAAACAAAGAUCUCACUCGAAAGGAAAAAUUAUUUAAAACUGUAUAUCAAGUUAUUUUUCUUAGAUCUUGGGAAAAGUUUAUGACUCAACGUAACACAAGCCUUUUACCUAAGGCACCGCUUCUUUUUAAGGCUUUUUACGACAAAGAUUAUGUGGAAGAAGAUUCGGUUAUGGAAUGGUACGAUCAGGCUAAAGAUUCUAGUGAUGUGAAAAAGAAAUGCGCAGUUUUUGUCGAUUGGCUUAAGAAUGCUGAAGAAGAAGAAUAG